Linum trigynum is the source of this 3811-nucleotide messenger RNA. NCBI's taxonomy places the organism in Eukaryota, Viridiplantae, Streptophyta, Magnoliopsida, Malpighiales, Linaceae. The record is from the annotation of a GenBank genome assembly.
GAAUAGUCUCGAGCCAAAUUCGUGAUCAGUAGCCUCCAAAAUUGAAAGAAAAUGGCAUUUCGGAAAAAUCGUUUGAAAUCUGUGAUGGUACACCUUUAGAGUCUGCCAAAAACGGACCCGGAAGAAAUCCGCCCAAAUUGGCCCUGGAUGGACUUAACCGUCGUUGAAGAAUAGCCUCAAGUCGAAUCCACCAUCUUUAUCGUUCAAAUUCGAGGAAAAUGGCCUUUAAAAAAAAUUGCUGAAAUAUUUACGAAAAUGCCAUCCCAAAAUAUAUUGGCCCAAUUCGGUGCUUAAUUAACUUAAUCAUCGGCGCAGAAUAGGAUCAAUAGACUUUAUUAUCGGUGGAGAAUAGCCUCAAGAUCCGUGAUCUGUAGCCUCCAAAAUCGAAAGAAAAUGGCAUUUCGGAAAAAUCGCUCAAAAUAUGUGAUGGUACCCCUUUGGAGUUUGCCAAAAAUGGACCCGGAAGAAAUCCGCCAAAAUUGGCCCUGGAUGGACUUAAUCGUCGUUGAAGAAUAGCCUCAAGUCGAAUCCACCAUCUUUAUCGUUCAAAUUCGAGGACAAUGGCCUUUAAAAAAAAUUGCUGAAAUAAUUACGAAAAUACCAUCCCAAAAUAUAUUGGCCCAAUUCGGUGCUUAAUUAACUUAAUCAUCGGCGCAGAAUAGGAUCAAUAGACUUUAUUAUCGGUGGAGAAUAGCCUCAAGAUCCGUGAUCUGUAGCCUCCAAAAUCGAAAGAAAAUGGCAUUUCGGAAAAAUCGCUCAAAAUCUGUGAUGGUACCCCUUUGGAGUUUGCCAAAAAUGGACCCGGAAGAAAUCCGCCAAAAUUGGCCCUGGAUGGACUUAAUCGUCGUUGAAGAAUAGCCUCAGGCCGAAUCCACCAUCUUUAUCCUUCAAAAUCCAAGGAAAAUGGCCUUUCAAAAAAAAUUGCUCAAAUAAUUACGGAAAUGCCAUCCCAAAAUAUAUUGGCCAUAUUCGGUGCUUAAUUAACUUAAUCAUCGGCGCAGAAUAGGAUCAAUAGACUUUAUUAUCGGUGGAGAAUAGCCUCGAGCCGAAUCAGUGAUCUGUAGCCUCCAAAAUAGAAUGAAAAUGGCAUUUCGGAAAAAUUGUCCGAAAUCGGUGAUGGUACCCCUUUAGAGUCUGACAAAAAUGGACCCGGAAGAAAUCCGCCCAAAUUGGCCGUGGAUGGACUUAAUCGUCGUUGAAGAAUAGCCUCAGGCCGAAUCCACCAUCUUUGUCCUUCAAAAUCCAAGGAAUAUGGCCUUUCAAAAAAAAAAAAAAAAUUUGCUCAAAUAUUUACGAAAAUGCCGUCCCAAAAUAUAUUGGCCCAAUUCGGUGCUUAAUUGACUUAAUCAUCGGCGCAGAAUAGGAUCAAUACACUCUAUUAUCGGUGGAGAAUAACAUCGAGCCGAAUACGUGACCUGUAGGCUCCAAAAUCGAAAGAAAAUGGCAUUUCGGAAAAAUCGCCCGAAAUCUGUGAUGGUACCCCUUUGGAGUUUGCCAAAAAUGGACCCGGAAGAAAUCCGCCAAAAUUGGCCCUGGAUGGACUUAAUCGUCGUUGAAGAAUAGCCUCAGGCCGAAUCCACCAUCUUUGUCCUUCAAAAUCCAAGGAAUAUGGCCUUUCAAAAAAAAAAUAAAAAUUUGCUCAAAUAUUUACGAAAAUGCCGUCCCAAAAUAUAUUGGCCCAAUUCGGUGCUUAAUUGACUUAAUCAUCGGCGCAGAAUAGGAUCAAUAGAAUUUAUUAUCGGUGGAGAAUAGCCUCGAGUCGUAUCCAUGAUCUAUAGCCUCCAAAAUCGAAAGAAAAUGGCAUUUCGGAAAAAUCGCCCGAAAUCAGUGAUGGUACCCCUUUGCAAUUUGCCAAAAAUGGAUCCGGAAGAAAUCCGCCAAAAUUGGCCCUGGAUGGACUUAAUCGUUGUUGAAGAAUUGCCUCAGGCCGAAUCCACCAUCUUUAUCCUUCAAAAUCCAAGGAAAAUGGCCUUUCAAAAAAAAAUUGCUCAAAUAAUUACGAAAAUGCCAUCCCAAAAUAUAUUGGCCCAAUUCGGUGCUUAAUUGACUUAAUCACCUGCGCAGAAUAGGAUCAAUAGACUUUAUUAUCGGUGGAGAAUAGCCUCUUGCCAAAUCCGUGACCUUUAGCCUCCAAAAUCAAAAUAAAUGGCAUUUCGGAAAAAUCGCCCGAAAUCUGUGAUGGUACCCCUUUGGAGUUUGCCAAAAAUGGAUCCGGAAGAAAUCCGCCCAAAUUGGCCCUGGAUGGACUUAAUCAUCGUUGAAGAAUAGCCUCAGGCCGAAUCCCCCAUCUUUAUCCAUCAAAAUCCAAGGAAAAUGGCCUUUAAAAAAAAAAAAUUGCUCAAAUAAUUACGAAAAUGUCAUCCCAAAAUAUAUUGGCCCAAUUCGGUGCUUAAUUGACUUAAUCAUCGGCGCAGAAUAGGAACAAUAGAAUUUAUUAUCGGUGGAGAAUGGCCUCGAGUCGUAUCCAUGAUCUGUAGCCUCCAAAAUCGAAAAAAUGGCAUUUCGGAAAAAUCUCCCGAAAUCAGUGAUGGUACCCCUUUGGAGUCAGCAAAAAAUGGACCCGGAAGAAAUCUACCCAAAUUGGCCCUGGAUGGACUUAAUCGUGGUUGAAGAAUAGCCUCUGGCCGAAUCCACCAUCUUUAUCCUUCAAAAUACAAGCAAAAUGGCCUUUCAAACAAAAAUUCCUCAAAUAAUUACGAAAAAGGCAAUCCCAAAAUAUAUUGGCCGUAUUCGGUGCUUAAUUAACUUAAUCAUCGGCGCAGAAUAAGAUCAAUAGACUUUAUUAUCGGUGGAGAAUAGCCUCGAGCCGAAUCCGUGAUCUGUAGCCUCCAAAAUCGAAAGAAAAUGGCAUUUCGGAAAAAUAGCCCGAAAUCUGUGAUGGUACCCUUUUGGAGUCUGCAAAAAAUGGACCCGGAAGAAAUCCGCCCAAAUUGGCCAUGGAUGUACUUAAUCAUCGUUGAAGAAUAGCCUCAGGCCGAAUCCCACAUCUUUAUCCUUCAAAAUCCAAGGAAAAUGGCCUUUCAAAAAAAAAAAAAAUUGCUCAAAUAAUUACGAAAAUGUCAUCCCAAAAUAUAUUGGCCCAAUUCGGUGCUUAAUUGACUUAAUCAUCGGCGCAGAAUAGGAACAAUAGAAUUUAUUAUCGGUGGAGAAUAGCCUCGAGUCGUAUCCAUGAUCUGUAGCCUCCAAAAUCGAAAAAAUGGCAUUUCGGAAAAAUCUCCCGAAAUCUGUGAUGGUACCCCUUUGGAGUCAGCAAAAAAUGGACCCGGAAGAAAUCUACCCAAAUUGGCCCUGGAUGGACUUAAUCGUGGUUGAAGAAUAGCCUCUGGCCGAAUCCACCAUCUUUAUCCUUCAAAAUCCAAGCAAAAUGGCCUUUCAAACAAAAAUUCCUCAAAUAAUUAUGAAAAAUGCAAUCCCAAAAUAUAUUGGCCAUAUUCGGUUCUUAAUUAACUUAAUCAUCGGCGCAGAAUAAGAUCAAUAGACUUUAUUAUCGGUGGAGAAUAGCCUCGAGCCGAAUCCGUGAUCUGUAGCCUCCAAAAUCGAAAGAAAAUGGCAUUUCGGAAAAAUAGCCCGAAAUCUGUGAUGGUACCCCUUUGGAGUCAGCAAAAAAUGGACCCGGAAGAAAUCUGCCCAAAUUCGCCCUGGAUGGACUUAAUCGUGGUUGAAGAAUAGCCUCUGGCCGAAUCCACCAUCUUUAUCCUUCAAAAUACAAGCAAAAUGGCCUUUCAAAAAAAAAUUCCUCAAAUAAUUACGAAAAAGGCAAUUCCAAAAUAUAUUGGCCGUAUUCGGUGCUUAAUUAACUUAAUCAUCGGCG